AUGACAGCAGCAGCGAGCAAGAACGGCGCUGCAGCAGCGACAAGUGCAGCUACGGCUGCGGCUACAGUGGCGGCAUGCGUAGCUGUAAUGUGCGCUGUGGGAUACAGGCCUCUGUGUCGCGUGCUGUCAUGGAUGUUUCCGGCUGAGUCCUGGGGGCCCGGCAAGGGAGUGGAGCUGGCAGUGCGUUUUCAGUGGCAUAUAAUGCUUACCUGUUUGCUAUACCUUCCUGCAGUAUAUAUAGUGCGUAUGUUUAUGUCUGUGCGACCUGCGUACUCGCUGAGAGGCAUCGCCUUUACUUGGAAUUUAGUGCUUUCUUUGCUGUCAUUCCUUGGGUUUAUGACGGUGUUGAUCCAGCAGCCGUCGCUGCUCACUGUGCCUGUACACCCGGAACGUCUGUUUACUCCUCCUGUACGUGUUGUAGUGGCUCUUUUUACUUUGACCAAGGCAGUGGAGUUCGGGGAUACGUUCAUCCUCGUACUGAAAAAGAAACCCCUCUCUUUCUUGCACCUCUACCACCACCUCACCGUCACGCUUUACUGCUGGUCUGCCCAGCGCACCAAUGUGGACUUUGCCCACGGGUUUGUUGUUAUGAACUUGGGGGUGCACUCUCUGAUGUACCUCUACUACUGCUUGACUUGCUGCGUAUCUGCAGCACGACCUAGCAGCUCCAAGGGGGCCAAAGAUGCCAGCAGCAGCAUCAGCACCCGCAGCACCAGCCGGAGCCUGCUGCAACAGGUGCUGAGGCAAUCACGCCCAGCAAUAACUCUUAUGCAGAUAGCUCAGAUGCUAGUGGGGAUGUAUUUGGCAACGAAGGGAGCCCUCUGCCUCCAUGAUCAGCAGCAGGUACUCAACGCACAGAUCGCACUGGCUAUGUACACAUCGUACGCCGUACUGUUCUUGAGGCUCUACUGCAGCAGCUACCUUCCCCACCUCAGCAGCAACCGAGUCUUGCUGCUCUUCCUCUUGCAUGCGCUCGCGGCAGCAGGCGUCUACCGGUUGUCUUGCGCCCCAGACAAACUCCAUCUUAUCGCACAUUGUACUGUGGCUGCUGGCUCCUCGCUCCUGCUGGCCUCUAUCUGUAACGGCAGCAAAACCAACGAGAAAAACGCAAACAACAGCGGCAGCAUUUGGCUGUCGCUGCUGCUCGUCUUCAGCCUGCCCUGCGGGUUGGCGGUGGCGGCGAAGCAACAAGAAGACGAACAGGCGGAGUGCGAAGCAGCUAAGACAACAGCUGCAGCAACAGCGGCAACACAGGGGGCCGCGGAAGUGUUCGCCUGUGGCGAGGGGUUCCCUGAGCGUUGCCCCUCACUCACUUCGACCUCAGCAGAAACAGCAACUCUUUCCUCUUGUUACAGCAGCUCGGAUGACCUAGGUGCAGCAGCACCAAAGUGUUCCGCUGCAACAGCACCCGCAGCAGCGUCAAGGGGAGUGAUUCCGUCGGGAGUUGAAAAGAGAAAAACAGCAUCUGUGCGCGUGCGGCCUCGGGGUGAAGGCGCAAUGAGGCAGCUAACUUACAAGACAGCUUCCAUCAAUUUGUCAGGGUGGCAGCUGGUUGCUGCUGUUGCCGGUGCUGCCGCACCUGUGGUAUAUGGGCAGUUCAUCAGCGGCCAGUGGUCUGUGGGUUUGUGUGUGUUUGGAGGACUGCGUUGGGCCCUCGAGCUACAGGCAGCCCACCACUUGCGCCUGACUGCCUAG
This is a messenger RNA of Eimeria maxima, 1695 nucleotides long. Its product is annotated as GNS1/SUR4 family domain-containing protein, putative. Gene Ontology annotation, molecular function: fatty acid elongase activity. The transcript has a single exon. The record is from RefSeq and is a predicted model, not a curated record. The coding region runs from base 1 to 1695 and encodes 564 amino acids. Gene Ontology annotation, biological process: very long-chain fatty acid biosynthetic process; fatty acid elongation, polyunsaturated fatty acid; sphingolipid biosynthetic process. Gene Ontology annotation, cellular component: endoplasmic reticulum membrane. Lineage: Eukaryota; Apicomplexa; Conoidasida; Eucoccidiorida; Eimeriidae.